AUUCCUGUCCGACAACAUUGGAAGGUUACGUCGUCUUCUCAACCCAUAGGAAGGAUUUCACCGAGUCAACCUGUUACUCACUGGAUACUGGAUUUGUUAAUCUCGCCGCAGUCGUCAGGGCGUCAGGGUCCUACAGUCUCGCCGUCCUCGACUUUAAUAAAAUGGAGCAAGUGUUGUGUAUACUGCUGUUGAUGGUGACGUCACAAACAGCUGCGCAACUUCUGUUCGCGGGAAGAUGUCCUUACCAAAAUGUCGUUCAGAACUUUGACUUUUCAAGUUUUGCAGGUAGAUGGCAUGAAAUAGAGAAAUAUUUUUCCUUCUUUGAGUUGGGAGGCCGAUGCAUUUCCAGCAAAUUCUUUCUUUCAUCUCCAGGUGAUACUACUUUCGGAGUCAUCAAUAAACAAGAAACAGUGUUUGAUAAUAGGGUCACCACUAUUCGGGGGCAGGCAGUGAGUGUGUCCUCUACUUCCGAGGCCAAGCUGUCCGUCACCUUCAAUAACGUCAUGAUUCCAGGUCUGACUGGAGCUAGAAGUGAUGGAAACUACUGGGUACUUGACACGAAUUAUUCCAACUAUGCCAUUGUGUGGUCCUGUGAAGACAUGGGAUUCUUCCAUACUCAGCUCCUUUGGAUUCUGAUGAGAAAUCGGAAACCAAAUGCCUCAGCAGUCCAAAGAGUCAAGGAUAUCAUCACUAGCCGUGGCCUCAGGACCUCCUAUUUACAAGUGACUGAUCAAACCAACUGCAAUUGAACUAUGAUAAGGUUGAAUGUUUUGUAAUGUUAUUUAUUUUGAGAAAAAACAUGAUAAUGUACUGCAUUACAGGAAAAGGUCACAAGAGAUACUCAAUACCAUGUCUGUAAAGUUUAUAAAGUUUUUUUAUCAUUAA
Messenger RNA from Homarus americanus (American lobster), 885 nucleotides. RefSeq names its product apolipoprotein D-like. Bases 162 to 749 code for a protein of 195 amino acids. Lineage: Eukaryota; Metazoa; Arthropoda; Malacostraca; Decapoda; Nephropidae. Gene Ontology annotation, molecular function: pigment binding. The transcript has 6 exons. The record is from RefSeq and is a predicted model, not a curated record.